Molecule: messenger RNA, 431 nt
Organism: Bursaphelenchus okinawaensis
Lineage: Eukaryota; Metazoa; Nematoda; Chromadorea; Rhabditida; Aphelenchoididae
Source: the annotation of a GenBank genome assembly
AUGACCUCCCGUUACCUGAUAAUCCUGAUCUUCACCAUGUUCACCAUCAACAGUUGUCUUUCAGUCCUUAUGGUGCCAGAUGAUCGACCAUUAGCAAGAGGAGUUGAAAGUAUGGAUGUACAGGUAUGCUUUUCCAAUUCAUACCAAAAAUUUUUCAGGAAGUUGCAGUAAAAGCCACAAUCCGCUACAAUAACCUAUAUUAUCCAUCGAAACAAGUGGUUCUUCUCGAAGUUAUGGAAGCUCAAUCGCGGCGGAUAGACAAAUUGGGCACGGAAUACUUGAUAAGCUUUGUUGUUGGCAUUACUGGCUGCACGAGGACAGGCAAGGAUAAUUGCCGGAAGAAGGACGUCGAGUUUGUGGACUUUAUCGCUGUAGAAACCCUGAAAACAUAUGAAAAAGAAUUUGUUUUCACGUUUCACAAGAUUAAAUAA